Molecule: messenger RNA, 1650 nt
Organism: Hordeum vulgare subsp. vulgare (domesticated barley)
Lineage: Eukaryota; Viridiplantae; Streptophyta; Magnoliopsida; Poales; Poaceae
Product: peroxisome biogenesis factor 10
Exons: 11
Coding region: 74-1243 (389 amino acids)
Biological process (GO): protein import into peroxisome matrix
Cellular component (GO): peroxisomal membrane
Molecular function (GO): zinc ion binding
Source: RefSeq, a predicted model, not a curated record
AGGUCCGGAGCCCACCACGGCGCACGGACGGACUCCCCCCUGAGCUCUGGACUCAACCGCGUGGGGAGAGGGGAUGAGUGCCGGGGAUCCCGCCGGCGAUGCGGGGCCCAGCUCCCGCGGCGGAGCCCGGGCCGGGGUGGCCGCUCGUCCGCGGCGGUUCCCGACGGCGGCGCAGCCGGAGGUCAUGCGCGCGGCGGAGAAGGACGACAGCUACGCCGCCCACGUCACCGAGGCCUGCCGCGACGCCUUCCGCCACCUCUUCGGUACCAGGGUUGCCGUUGCUUACCAGAACGAGAUAAAAUUGCUUGGGCAGUCCCUCUACUACUUGCUAACAACUGGUUCAGGCCAGCAAACACUCGGAGAAGAAUAUUGUGAUAUAUCUCAGGUUGCAACCUCACAUGGGCUUCCGCCAACACCUGCUAGGCGGAUGCUUUUCAUUUUGUAUCAAACUACUGUGCCCUAUCUUGCUGAAAGAAUCAGUUCGAGAAUUGUCUCCCGUGGUAUUUACAUGGAUGACUCUCAGCUUGAUAAUCAUCAUGAAAGUGAUAAUCCUAGUAGAGGCAUAACAGAAUCCUCUACAAAUACGAAUGAGUCUUCGAGAAGCUUGAGUUUUUCUAUGCUCUCGAGGUUGAGAAGCAAAGCGCAGGCCUUUUGGCUAUGGGUAGUUCAGAAAUGGCCUUCGAUGCUGCCGCUUGGUCAAGAUUUUAUACAGUUGGCUAUACGGACAAACCUGAUGUUCUUCUACUUUGAAGGAUUAUAUUACCAUUUAUCAAAGAGAGGAGCCGGUAUUCAUUAUGUAUUCAUUGGUAAGCCAAUGAAUCAGAGGCCCAGGUACCAAAUUUUGGGUAUCUUUUUGCUGAUUCAGUUAUGUAUUCUUGGGGCUGAAAGACUCCGAAGAAGUAACUUAUCAUCAAUAGCUAGUUCCAUUAAUCAAAUUUCGUCCGGAAGCUAUCCUUCAUCUACAGGUCGGAGUGUCCCUGUUCUAAAUGAAGAUGGAAAUAUCAUCAGUGACAUCCGUCGUGGCAAAGCUGUAGAUUUGGCUUCUGGUUCAGAGGCAUCCAGUAGCAAGAGCAAGUGCACUCUCUGUCUCAGCACCCGGCAGAAUCCUACUGCCACAACCUGCGGGCAUGUCUUCUGCUGGAACUGCAUAAUGGAGUGGUGCAAUGAGAAGCCUGAAUGCCCCCUAUGCAGAACUCCUAUUACCCAUUCAAGUUUAAUUUGUAUAUAUCAUUCGGAUUUCUAGAAGACCAUUGCUUGCGGUAGCAAGGGAUCGUAUCAUUCCCCACAGGCUCCAUCAAGACGAGGACAUAAUUUGUUAUACCAAAAGGAGGAUGAGUAGAAAACCAGUCGAUGAAGUUGAAGAACAGUCGGGCUGUAGCACCAAGGACAAGUUUGAAAAGGAAGAUAAGAAAAAGUUGUAGUGCGGACAGAUAGAUAUACCCUUGUAUAAGUUCAUGUUGGACACAAGCGAAUUUUGUAGGGUAGAAGAAUGAAUGGCUAGGAUGAUAGACCAGUUUUUUGUUUUCUGUACGUAUGCCUGUUUCCGGUCGAAUGUUUUGCUGAUCCGCUUGUCUGUACCACCUAUGUAUUCUUGCCACAUCUACUACAUUUAACAUUUAGACCAGUAUAAAUUUAGCUCAUCCUAUGUUA